UGGCCUGCUGUGUUCAUCCAGCUCUACACCUUGUUAUCUCGCUCGCUGCAAUGUUGCGCAAUGGGUUGUAAAUAGAAAUAUACUUUCAGAGCAAUGAAUUGAAAUAAUCAUUUUGUGGUGGCAGAUCAAUAAUUAUGACAAUGUACUUAUUUUAAAAAAUGUAAAAACUACCUCUGUGAGUGCUCAAUAUACUUUCGCUUUCCUGCUGUCACUCACGGUGCAAAAAUAGGCUGUUGCAGCCGGGAGUAGAGAAUUCCGAGUGGGCGGUUAUUAACCGCGUGUGACAGCAGACAACGGCAGAAGUUGUUUUGUUGGAGCUAACAACAGCGAGUUGUUUUGUAUGAAGGUGAAUGUGAGGAUCAGCAGCUGGCGACUAGAUUCCAGAUUGUCGAUGCUGCUCGCGCUCACUUCUAACGGACUAUAGCAACGGCUAGCGCUCGCGGGCAUGACGCAGUCAACCGAUGGCAAGGCCCUGUUAUUGGGCUUGUUAGCAGGGGUGGGAAUCGGAGUGGCCGGCCUCACGCUGGCGGUCUCCUGGUAUCGAAGGACCAAAGAGAACGAAGGCAGCAUCACCGCAAUGAGGAGUCGGGCCGAGUUUCGCAACCGUUUAAAAGCCUCCGGCCCCAGGCCGCCCUCCCCGCGUCACGCCGACAUCUUGGAGACGCUGAGCGGGCUGAUCCGCAGCCUGGAGGAGGUGAAGGGCGAGGUGCAAAGCCUGAAGGAGGCCGUGCCUCGCCUGGAGGAACAAGUGCGGAAAGAACUUAGUCAGUUCGGGCCGGAGCGGAGUCCGAGAAAGGCGGCGAGGAAGAGGAAGAGAAGCGAGCGAGUCCUGGAAGAUGGAGAUACAGAUGCUGCAGCUGUUGGUUUUGCUUGUCUCAGCUCCGAAGAGGUGGAGAGUGAAGGGGGCUAUAUCACAGCACAUACGGAUACAGAAGAAGAAUCUGAAGAAGAAAAGGUGAUAUGUUCGAUAGUAGACACUACAUCGGGAUCUUCACUACAAGAAGACAGCCAGACCAGGGAAUUUGAUAUCCUCCUCCAGAAAGCAGAUAAUUUACAUGAGAAUCCAGAAUUGGAUAAGGAAGAAGGAUUCCAAUUAUUGUUAGAAAGAAAAGACCAGUUUUGGGACCAAGUGGAAUUUCUAUGGCGCUUAGCACGGGCAUAUGCUGAUAUGCAUGACAUAGCAGUGGAUAUAGAAGACAAGAAAAACUAUGCAGUAAUUGGUAAGGAGAUAGCUAUGGAUGCAGUUAAACUGGGUCCCCAGAGUGCUGAUAGCCAUAUGUGGCUUGCAAUUGUUUGUGGGCAUCUUUCUGAAUAUGGAAGUGUACAGUCCAAAAUCAAAAAUGGCUCUCUUUUCAAAGACCACAUAGACAAAGCAAUUGAGUUGAGACCACAGGAUCCUGAGCUGUAUCAUCUACUAGGAAGAUGGUGCUAUGCAGCCUCGAAGCUGUCAUGGCUUGAAAGAAAGGUGGCUGCAACAUUGUUUAACGAACCACCAAAUUCAACCAUACAGGAUGCUUUGCAAUAUUUCCUCAAGGUGGAAGAACUACAUCCAAGGUAUUCCAAAACUAAUUGUGUAUAUAUAACAAAGUGUUACAAAGAACUUGGCCAGACCAACAAUGCACAAAUGUGGUGUGACAUGGCAGCGUCCUUUCCCUCCAGUGCAAAGAUGCUGCCAGUCGUGUUGAGCUUCUCCAAUAAUUUCUAUGCUAAGGAGGCCACCUCUGCUGACACGGUCAAAUGCCUCGAUGAGGUAAUAUAUCGUGGUCUCCUUCAUCCACAGCAUUUCUCUUGCAGCCGCUGGACUAUGGAGAUUGUCAUUUUAGAGCAUCCAUUUAUAAAACCACACAGGAAUUUGGAAUGUAUUCAACCAAAAUUUGCAACCAGUGCUUUUUCAAAGAUGUUCAACAGGACAAUGACCUUAAUAGUUGAUGCAGUCGCUGGAGGUAUAUUUGGUGUUUGUACAGGCUCACAAUAUUUGCGUCACACAAUUCCUGAAGCACUGCUCUCUGCCACCAGUAGAGACCAAGAUGUAUUUGCAACUGCUGCUGGAAUACUGUUUUCCUGUUCCUGAUAAGGUCAGGCAGUAUAACAUCAGCAUCUCCAGCUUUGCUCAUAGCAAAGUUUGCCAAGCUCCUGCACUCUGUGUCCAGUAUCCAGUUUUAUCAUGACCGGCAGGAUUUUUGUUGUGUCCAGAGCUUCCUUGUAUUCCCACUCAAGUAGGGCUCAAGAAAAUAUGCUGUUCAUUUCUGUAACUGCUUAAUACAGUUGGUGAUGUCUUCACUUGCUCUUGUUUUUACUGGAACCAUUUUGGCUUUUUGCUGACGUACUUGUUCCUUUUUGACCCUUUUAUACAUGAUCCUAAGAUUGCUUGUUUCAAAGGAUGUACAGAUAUUCUGACAAAGUUGUAAUCAGUAGACUUUGGUGCACUGCCUAGCAACUUACUUUUUAAAAAUUCAUUCACAAGAUGCGGGUGUUGCUGGCCAAGCAAGCAUUCAUUGCCUGUCCUUAAUUGCCCCAAGGGCAGUUGAAAGCCACCCACAUUGCUGUGGGUGUGAUUCACAUGUAGGCCAGAUUAGAUAAGACUAGAUAACAGUUUCCUUCCGAAAAGGACAUUAAUGAAUUAGAUGGGGUUUUUUUUCAGAUCAUCAACAUUGAUUUUAAAGUUAUCAUUAAACUUUUAAUUCAAGAUUUUUAUUGAGUUCACCUUCACUAUUUGUCAUGGUGGGAUUUGAGUCCAGAUCCCCAGGACAUUACCUAAUUGUCCAGUUUAAUAGUCCUGUGACAAUAGACGAGGUCAUUGUCUUCCCUUAUUGGACUUGGUAACUAUUUGAACUUUGAGGCUUAUUAUUUGUAUCUCUCUCUUAAUUAUUAAUGCCAGCUGCUUAGUUUCGUUGACAGGUUUCAUAAGUGAUAUUAGUCUCAAACUAGUCACAUUUUCUGCUUUUGUUUCUCAUAUGUUAAAAUUGCAACAUUGUAGAUAAUGUCUUGGAUAUGUUUUAUCUUGCUUUUGCACCAUUUUACAAUGCUGGAGAACAGUUGUUAAAUGUUUCUGGAUGUUUCUUUUUUUUUAUCUGGAUGGGCAUUGUGUAUGGUGUUGACAAGAGGAUGAUAUUUCUGCUUUAAAUUAAAGCAGCCAAUUGUUGCAUCCUCUUCCUGGUAUACACCACAGAGUGUUCUGCAUCCUGGUCAUCACUCUGUGGCAGCUGUGUGUGUUAUGAGUACUGUAACAUUCUCUGCAUUUGGUGGCAAUGUGUACUGCUGACUUUCAAAUUGUUGGCUCCUUGAGUUGGGAGAGAAAACCUGUCCCGGAUAUCUUUGGAAGUGAAUACAUGUAUAUCACAGGGGAGAAUCUAGUUUUGAUUAUGGCUUCAGCUGCAAUCAAAGUAGUGCAUGCGCAAUUAGAUAACACAGUGUGGAGCUGGAGGAACACAGCAGGCCAGGCAGCAUCAGAGGAGCAGGUAGGCUGAUGUUUCAGGUCGGGACCUUUCCGACCCUUACUUCUGACUCCAGUAUCGGCAGUUCUUACUACCUCUGCAUGAACAAUUAGCACUUGCUUGUGAAACUCAGGUCAACAGCCUUGUCAUCAAAGACCAGCAUUGUUUUCAGAAGAGAAGGAAAGAAAUUAUAUUUGAAUUAUUACUUCCUAUUUUUUCGCUAUCCCCAAUUGUUUUUUGUUACUGCUGCUUGUGAGCUUUCUGUUAUUGCUGUUAUCUGUUUCUUUUUAAAAUAACCUUUGGGAUGUUUUUCAUUUUAACCAUUUAUAGUUCUUUUCUGCAUCACCUUGUCAACCAUACAUUUACCUUCUCUAUUCUCCUACUUCAAAACUCACUAGCAUGUGGCAGAGAGUGUAAUCUAGAGAUUACUUCCUUUGCAAUGCUUUCUGCUGGCUUUUUCCCUAGCCCCUUCAAAUUAUUCCACCCUCAUCAUUGGUGCCUAAUGGAGCAUAAUUGCUUUUUGAUCACAUUCAUGUUUCCAAGCUGUCUGAAAUGCUCAGUGAUCUCUUUAAACCUGGCUGCUGAAAAGGCGACCAUGUUGUCCCGGAUCCACAUUUGCAGCUAUCAAACACGUUCUGACAUUUUUUUAAAAUUUUGAUACAGGCAAGAAUUAAGAGGGAAACUGAGAAGCGGUUACAAAGACAGAUGGUGAUGGAGUAAGGAAGCUUUUGGUUAUCAUUGCAUUCUAGAAUUAUCCUGGAAAAGUGAACAGUUUUGGAAGAGAACAGGACAUGAUAUAGAUUUUGACCGAUUGUUGUAAAGUGGAUUUGCUACCGCAAUCAAGUGGCAAUGAAGAAAACAACAGAUCUCGCUGCCCUUAGAUUAGUAAGCACAAGUUUGCUUAUAUUCUGCUUCCCCUCAAAAUCGGGGGCUUUCACCAAGUGGCUAUUGGUGGUUCAGGUUCAUCACUAACACCAAUGGUAACAGGUAUUUAUUCUCAUCUGACUGGAUUUGGACUAUCUGUGGGUGUACAUUGAGAGAGGUUAACAUGAAGUAUGUGAUGACACUGCCUGAAAUAAUGGAGCAGCCUAUGAUAUUUUUGCACAAUGUUUUAACAGUUCGCUGUGAUAUCUUGGAUUUGCAGAAUUGAUCUUUAGAGAUUAGAUUAACCCAUAUUUGUGUUAAGACAACAUUUAUUAGAUGAAUGCGGAUCCCUUUGCUCUUCAGUGCAUAAGUAACCAUUCUAAAAGUAUGUGGUAAAAUUCCUAUGUCACAUCGAACGAGCCAACUCACACUUCUUGUUUUGUGGUAUUUUAAAAAAAAACAAAUCUUAGAAAGAGAUAGCACAAAUGUUAUUACUGUGACCAUCUGGAGAAUAAUUGAAAAAUGAGUAUCACUGUUAGAGUUACUGUUUGAAAUGUAGAUUUCUGACCAUGUACCUGAGAGUCUAUUUGGUCAAUCUUGGUUAAUUCAUCCAGGGGAAAAAAAACUCUUGCCAUUCUCUUGCCAUGAUUUGUUGAAUUUGGAUAGCCUUUAGUUUUUCUGCAACCAAAUCCAAAAGGCAAACUAAUAAUAAUUCUUUCUGACUUCAUUUUCUUUU
Stegostoma tigrinum is the source of this 5034-nucleotide messenger RNA. Its product is annotated as regulator of microtubule dynamics protein 2. Gene Ontology annotation, cellular component: cytoplasm; spindle microtubule; mitotic spindle pole. Gene Ontology annotation, molecular function: microtubule binding. The record is from RefSeq and is a predicted model, not a curated record. The transcript has 10 exons. Lineage: Eukaryota; Metazoa; Chordata; Chondrichthyes; Orectolobiformes; Stegostomatidae. The coding region runs from base 446 to 2071 and encodes 541 amino acids.